GCGUUGUGUGCGAGCGAGCGCCCUGUGUUAGUUCCCGUCUUACCUGAAUUGCCCGACUGCACCACUUGCCCGGCACAGCGACGUCUAGCACAUCUUCAGACCAGUUCUAAUCAUCAAGCGAACAAUGCAGCAGAGAGUGUGCGGUCUUCGGCUGUCGUCCGUCGGCGUAGUCGCCGUCAUACUCUACAUUAUUGAUCAUUCAAUCGCCGCGUUGGAUGGAUACGUACCGGGCGAGGACUACCCAGACUUUGCAGAGGUCCCCAAAGGUCUGUCGUUCACUUGCGAUGACAAAAUACCCGGGUACUACGCCGAUCCAGAGACAUCUUGCCAGGUGUGGCACUGGUGUGUGCCGAGCAUCGGUGGCAACGUGAUGUACUCGUUCCUAUGCGCGCCCGGCACCGUCUUCAACCAGCGCUCCCGUGUCUGUGAUUGGUUCUACAAGGUGGACUGUCAGACAUCACCCGCGUACUACGCCAUUAACGAGGACCUCUACAAAGACGAGGCGGGCAACUACAUCGCGGGCAAAAAGUAGAUUGUAACGAACUCAUCUUACAGAUCAACACCGCGCACGGCUGCACUGAAUCUGCAAUUAAGUGCUCACGAUUUAUCUGAAUUAGUUAAUGUAAUUAUGUAGUUAAGCAAAUUGUGCAAUUACCCUCACGUAGUUACCCUUAGUUAUAGUUUUAAUGUUUAGCUCAGUUUAUUAAUAGCAAAAGUUACCAUUAGAAUAAUUGCUAAUGAAAUCUCUCAGGCGCUGUAAGCAAUUACAAAAAUAACGAUGCAUAACAAUAACAUCAUUUAGAAAUUAAAUAUAUUAUGACGUUUCUGUGAAACGAUCACUAAUAAAGAGUUACGGAAUCGUAAAAAAGUGCACUACAACAUGAAUCUUACCAUAUUUAUUGCUCAUAGCGCCUGGACGAUUGUGUUAAUCUCGACGUUAUGCUCAUUACGAACUGUACAUGAGGGCAACGUCGACUGGCAGCAGGAGAUGAAUGCGUUUUAUUAGCUUUACGAGGUUUAACAUCGUAUGCAAUAAUCACUCUGUAGCUAAUUACACGACCCUGUAAGAAACAACAUAAAAGAAAUCUAUUGGUUUGUGUUAUUUUAUAAUACUAGGUUAUAAAUUACCAAUUCUGUGUUUUUAUUAAUGAAAACGUAACAUUGAAAACAAAUGCAACGCAAAUGUACAAACUUUUAAGUGAAUAUUAAUUCUAAUACUUAAGAAAAAAGAGCAACAGAUAUGUAAUGUUAAAUAAGGCAUUUGACAUCUUAUUUGGUCAGUUAAUUUCAAAAGGGCAUUAAAUUAUGUCGAGAAGGGAUGUUACAAUUCUGUUUAAGCAGUAAUUAAAUUAAAAAUUUGUGAAAUCUAGAUGGAAGUAGAAUUAUUACUUUGUCAGCUGUUUGUUUUUGCUAUUUUUGAUUCCCAUUAUUCUAAUUCACUGAUGGAUAAGUAAACAAACUUAUUUUUCAAUAAUUAAUGCGUGUAAGUAAUGCAUGUAAUGUGUAUAAAUUUGUAAAUAUUUCAAGUAAUUAUUCUGAAAUUGCUUUUUUUACUCAAUUAAUUUUGUUUUUAACUAAAAUUAACGAUUUACAGAGUCGUAACACAUGCAAGGAUUCAAAUUAAAAGUCAAGCAAAGCCACGACGUAUAGUAGUCCGACGUCGACGACUGACAGACAAACAGACAGACACGACUGAUACAGCGUUUAACGUCUUGCCUGUAAAUUCGUAGCGGAAGUACAGAGCUCUGCAAAAGUGAAAAUAUUAUUUCCGUAAUGGUAUUUUUUUCGCGAAAUUACAUUUACAACUUUUUAUUUUAAAGUAUGUUGUUGUUUUGCUUUUAGUUAAUAACCAGUUAGGUCCGACGCUUGUAAGGAUAUUGGAAGGACGCUUUAAGUACAAAAAUUUGUUAAAAAUGCUCUCUGCUUUAAUGUUUUUUAUUUCAUUUAAAGUAUAUAAGAAGUGUAUAAACUUGUAGUGUAAAUAAAGCAAGAUUUGUAUGUUUUGUAAUAAACGAUUUGAAAAUU
Messenger RNA from Papilio polytes (common Mormon), 2025 nucleotides. RefSeq lists its product as uncharacterized. Gene Ontology annotation, cellular component: extracellular region. The transcript is spliced from 5 exons. Gene Ontology annotation, molecular function: chitin binding. Lineage: Eukaryota; Metazoa; Arthropoda; Insecta; Lepidoptera; Papilionidae. The record is from RefSeq and is a predicted model, not a curated record. Bases 125 to 532 code for a protein of 135 amino acids.